GAGAGGAAGAAAGACGUCAGAAAAAGCUCUGCUUCUGACACCACCACUGUUCAGCGACCAUCAUAGAUAAAAAAAAAAAAACUACUUGCUCUCACGAAACUGUUUUUCGUGUAUAGUUGGCUGUAGAAAAGGGAUACUGCAUGACACUGUUUCCUGUUCGCCGUGCAUCAUUUUCUCAGAUUUACUAAGAUGACUGUGGUGUCCCCAUGUACUCAGAACCUGAUGGAUAGUUCUCACCCUCAAACUGUGCUUAGCAAGCUCAAUGAGCAGCGCUCACAAGGCCUCUUCUGUGAUGUUACCAUUGUGGUGGAGGAUGUUAAGUUUCGGGCCCACAAGAACAUCCUGGCAGCGUGCAGCGGGUACUUCAGGAACGCUCUAACAACUUCUGAGACAUGGAGCUCUGGCCAAGUGCUGGAGCUGAUGGACCUGAAGUCUGAGGUGUUUGCCAGUAUCCUCAACUUUAUCUACUGCUCAAAGGUGACAUCACCUGGUGCAGAGGACACAGGGGGGCUAGUGGCAGCUGGAAAAAGACUUGGAAUUCCUUUUUUAGAGAAGCUUGCAGAACAAGACAGGCAGGACGAAUGUGGUAAAUCCACAGACUGCAGUAAAGCUCCUUUGUCUAAAAAAACAAAGAAGGAAGCUCCCAGGCCUGAGGAGAUGGACACUGCCAGAGGGCCACGCAUUACUAAUGCCUUCUCUAUCACUGAAGUGUGUCCUCUUGUUCAAACGAAUGGGGAGAGGCAGUCACCAGAUGAAGGACAGCUCCCAUCAAGUUGCCCGACAACUUCCUGCCUCAACGGGAACAAUGAAACAACACAAGCCCUCUCUGAGCACUCAUAUGCAGUAAGCAAAUCUAAUGAAGGCAAAGAUAGCAGUGAGUGGGACAGCAAGACUGUCUGUAAGCCAGCAAUAUCACAGCCAAAGCAACUCAUUUACAGGAACACAGGCCCACAAAAGCGCCACAGGGUGAGAGGCAUUUUGGGUAGAAGUGUUCUUCCAACACCAGCUGAACCACAAACAGAUAAACCAAAUACAAUAACCACCACAUCAGCUGGUGGUGUUUCUUCACCACCUGUCGCAGUGAUGACACCACCUCCGCUUUUUUCAGAGGCAGACAGAGAAAAAAGUAUAGACCCAGGGCUUCCUAUAGCCACUGACAAUGUUCCAAUGGAGUUAGGUCCACCAACCCUUUCCCCACACACAGAGGACAGCUUUUCAAUCUACGGAUGUGAGCACUGUCCAGAGAUAUUCACAAAUAAAGCUCUUCUCACCAUUCACUCAGAGGUACAUAAAAAGCGUUUCGUCAGUCAUUUGUUUUGCAAGUUCUGUCACAGAAAGUUCAUACACCUCAAACGGCUGCGCAAUCACGAACAGGUCUGUCCCAAAGCUGUAAGGGACCUGCCUAAACUAGAUGCAACUGCCAUACCAACCAAAGAGGUGGACCUCCAUUCAGAUGACAUACCGAACACGGAGAGCAUCAUGACACCACUUCCUUCUGCUGACCUCCCCACCUCUUACACCCCAGAGCCUCCUCAAGUGGACCAAUCAGAGCCUCCGGAUGAGGAGGAGAAGGCAGUGAGGCCGGGUGGCAGCCAGAGGAGAUACAACUGCAGUGUGUGUAAACGGGUCUAUGUCACCCUAUCCAGUCUGAAGAGGCACGAGAAUGUACAUUCCUGGCAGAGGGCCUAUCCCUGUCAUUAUUGCAAUAAAGUGUUUGCUUUGGCAGAGUACCGUACUAAACAUGAAAUCUGGCACACAGGUGAACGCCGCUAUCAGUGCAUUUUCUGCCUGGAGACAUUCAUGACAUAUUACAUCUUAAAGAACCAUCAGAAGUCUUUUCACGGCAUUGAUCCCAGUCUUGCUGUUAAGAAAAAAUCCGCAUACGGUGGACUGAAAGCCAGUGUUUAUCCAAUCAAACUCUACAGGCUUCUGCCUAUGAAGUUUAGAAAGAGACAAUACAAGACGUACAGCCAGACAUAUUCAGAGAGUGUUGAAAGAGGUGACCAAGCCCCAUUAGAAAGCAACUCUCUUAGCCAUCCAUUUGAAGAAAAUGGUCUGAUCAGCCAUCCUGAUACUGUUUCUUUCCCUCUGACAUUCAUGGCCACAACAAAGAUGGUGGCACCUGUCAUGCCUCGCGUCUGCUUCGGCAAGCCAUGCGACCAAGAUAUUGACCAAAGUCUGAACAGUGAAUUGGAAGCUCAGAGAGGCAAAAGAAAAGAGGCUGAGAAUAGAGAUUCGCCCAUCAUUAACUAUGACAGUACCUUCUCUUUACAACCCAAUACAGAGUCUUCUGCAGGAGGUUACAAAGAUGAUCCGCCAGUACCAAGUAACUCAGAGCACAUCAGUCAUAACAUGCCUUUCUUAAACUCUUUGAACACUGUUAAAAAGUUAGGUGAGCUAUCAGCUUCUGCAAAAAGUGUUGAGGAUAUGACUAAGGAGAUACUUCAGUCAAGCACUGAGAACCUGGUGCGCAAUAAGGCGAUGGGGGAAAAGACAGAAACAUAUAUUGCUAAACCUGCAUGCCCGGGUCCAUCUGUGGAUGGUGCUUCUAUGCCGCUCUGUCAGAUAACAGUGAAAAUAGGCAAUGAAGCCAUCAUCCGACGCCGAAUCAAAGGAUCGAAGCUCUUCCCCAGAAAGAAAAGGAGAAUCAGAGAACUGUGUGAGGACAGCCCGAGUCAGUGUCCUCCAACAAGGGAAAACUCAGAGAGCCCCAGACUCCGCCUCAGAACAGAAGUUGCUGCCGCAACAGAGCCAGAGACAUACGAUGAUCCUAAUGACUGUGACACAGCUGAUAUGCUUUGGCGUCCCUACUAUUCUUACAAAGCCAAAAAGAAAAGGAAGAAGCUGAGAUUCAAGCACAGAAAUGCUUUGUUUCACCGUUAUCCUGAAACAUCUGUCGACAGAGCUGCUGCUAGUGAGGCCCACCUCGAUAAAAGCAGUUGGCUGGCAGAAGAGAGCAUCUCAGGUGGUAGCGGAGAGGUGAAACGCAGUCUUAGCAGGAACUCCAGCCCAAGGGCCACCUACAACUGUGACAUAUGUGACAGCUCUUUUAUCACAGAGACCGGUCUGAAAGCUCAUGUUAUUGGUUCCCACCCAUGUUUCUGCCGGACCUGCGGUAAACAAGGUCCCCCUGGUGAGGUACCUGCCGGUGGUGAUUACAUCUGCAACAGCUGUAUGGAAAAUGGUUCCUGCUUUGAUAAUACACCCCGGAGCCCCAACACAGAGAAGAAAUAUCGCUGCUCCUUCUGUCCCCAGCGUUUUCUCUACCUUGCCACUAAGAGAAGCCAUGAGAAAAAACACCAGGAGACAAAUGAGGAGGGAUAUAAUUAUGACAACUUCACACCAUGUUCUAAAUACUCAACACACAUGAGUGAAGACAAUAAACAAGACACCAUCAAAUCAGAAGACAGUGACAAUCAAGGGGACACACACAUAAAAAGUGAAAGGGUGGAAGAAGAACAUUUUUCCAUUGAUAAAAUUAAGCCUGAAGUCGAGGAAACAACUGACUUUAUGUCUGUGACUACCUACCAAGACAUGUCAUAUUCCAACAUUAAAAGUCCAUUAUCGCCCUGCAUCGACCCACUGUUUUCCCUGACCCAGUCAAAGGUGAAACAUAAAAUAGCAAAAAAACGGCUCAAUGCACAGCAUUCUAUGCAUCUCACCCCAAAAAAGCAAGCCCGUGACAGAGACAGCGACAGCAACAAGGAUAUUUUGAUGGGGCCAAGAACAAGCAGUCACAAUGAGAAGUCCUAUAAACUCUUUAGGAGAACUGACUCUGAAACUAAAGGUACCCACAUUUCUAUACACAAGCCAGAAAAAUGGAUGUGCAAAGAGGAGCCAUUUUUUAAAGAUCUUUGAGGACUGUGGCCAACAACAAGCAAACGAGAACAUGACUGAAGCUUGACCUCAAGCCACUGGUUUAGUCAGGAAACGUAGUAAUGUUGUAAGCUGAGCUCAAUGUUUUGAAUGGACAACACUAAACAUGAUGAUCUAAUACCAGUGUUUUGGUAAUGACUGAGUGAUUGUUCACCUUUGUAAAAGAUAUUUUUUGGAUAAUAUAGGACCUUUUGACACAGACUGUACUUGUACUUGUCCGUUCUCUAUGCAUAAAUGGCAGACUCAGUGACUUGACUGUAACCUCAAGAAAAUACAUGAAUGUUGGUAACAUUUCUUUAAACUGUGUGAAAUUUCAGAACAGGGGUAUGAUGUGUUGAAAAACUGAAAAGCUAACCUAGUUUGGUUACAGCUUCACUUUUAAAAAUAUUUCUGGGGAAAAUGAUGUGAAUUUACAACCGUCACAUUUCUUAAUCUUCCGUUCAGUUAACUGGCCAUGGUGAGUUGCACUUUAUAGUUAGACUAUGCUAAUCUCUUGGUUAAAUACUUUGAUAAUUCAAUUUCAAUUCUUAGCACCAUUGAUAUAAUUCUAAUUUAUAAAUAACACAUGGCACCAUAGAGAUUAAUGUUACGACUUUUGUGUGUUUAUGUAUAAAACAUGUAAAACUAUUUAAAUAAAUGUUGCUGAUAUUGUAAACCAUUA
This is a messenger RNA of Micropterus salmoides (largemouth bass), 4537 nucleotides long. It is a transcript of the gene zbtb38, whose product is annotated as zinc finger and BTB domain containing 38. Gene Ontology annotation, biological process: negative regulation of transcription by RNA polymerase II; regulation of immune system process; regulation of cytokine production. NCBI's taxonomy places the organism in Eukaryota, Metazoa, Chordata, Actinopteri, Centrarchiformes, Centrarchidae. Gene Ontology annotation, molecular function: protein binding. The record is from RefSeq and is a predicted model, not a curated record.